Messenger RNA from Monomorium pharaonis (pharaoh ant), 996 nucleotides. RefSeq lists its product as uncharacterized. The record is from RefSeq and is a predicted model, not a curated record. Lineage: Eukaryota; Metazoa; Arthropoda; Insecta; Hymenoptera; Formicidae. The transcript has 3 exons. The coding region runs from base 344 to 634 and encodes 96 amino acids.
GUAACACUAUAAGAUGUCUUAGAAAACUUGGAAAGAAAUUAAUUAACAUAAAGAUUGUGAACGCUUUGUAUAAAAUAAUCAAUUAUAAUGGAUGCAACAACUUGAUUGUUAAUCCAAGGAUUCUAUAUUCGUCUGACGUCAUGAACUGUAGAAACGGGAAUAUCCGUACAAAUGAAAGAGUGUAUCUCACUAUCUUAAAACAGAUAAGCUGUACACUCAGAUAUCUCUUAUCAAAGGUGUGAUUCAGUACGCGUUAGUUAGGUAGACAUUUUAUAGUUAACUACGACAGCGAUUCAACCUGUUCUUUCCUUUUUCAUCUGUUGAUCUUUUUCGGGAAAGAGAAAUGUGUUCGAAAAAGUUUGUUUGCUAUUUAACUAUAGCUUUGCUUCUAAUGGGAAUAUUCCUGGAGGAGGUCGAGGCAAGGCGUAAAAUUUUGAGGGGCCGAAAAACAAUAACGAGACGUUACUAUAAGGGUACGGCAAUUCCGGCAUGGGCAAUAGUGCUCUUAACGGGUAUCGGCAUGCUACUACUCGGCGGCGGGCUUUAUGCGUUACUGCAGAAAUUUGUGGUCGACUCCGCGGACACCGGGGAGAGUCAUCAUUCCUAUCAACCUGCGUUGCAGCUCGAAAGUUGAGUUAGUUUUCCUACUAAAAAUAUCCUUUCCCCUAAAAUUAUUUUCACAUCAUUAUACUGAAUAUCAUAAAUUAUGUACGUAGAAUUUUGAAGAAAACUUUUACACUAUGAAACAUUUGUAUUUUUCUUUUAUUAAUCUCUUACUCCAUCUGCUUUUAUCCUGUUUUUACGGGAUCAUCUGUUUAGUCUUUUAUUUUCUAACAGGUAAUAUCAAAUUAUCGGUUUUUAUUAUUGUUCAUCUUAUAUUAACGAUCAAAUGUAUGUUAUUAUUACAUAUGUUCACAUCGUGUUUUUAAAGCGCGAAGAAAACACGUUUUUGUCGGUGUUGCGAUAUACUUACAAUUCUAAUUAUUUGUCGCUAAA